AUGGUGUACUGUGCUGAUGGUGUUAGUUUUACUAAAGUGCUGAUGUUCAACUCAAGGACAGGGCAAUGGACAGUUCUUCCAGAAUGCCACAAAGAGUACUUCUCCAUAGCAGUAGUGAGAGGGAAACUGACAGCAAUUGGAGGAAAACAAUCAUACAAAGCCACAAACACUCUUCUCAUUCUCCCACAGGACAGACCAGGCAUCUUCCAACAGAAGUGGAUUGAACAAUUUCCACCAAUGACAUACCGUCGCAAUGCCCCAGCAGUCGCUACCACCAACACAUCACUGAUAGUAGCUGGAGGAUGGGGUCCAGAUGAUAAGAAGGCACCAGUAGAAGUGAUAGACAUUCUGACACUACAAUGGUCCACAGUAGCCAGUCUACCUCUUCCUCUCUGGAAUGCCACAGCCACCAUAUGUGGGGACAGACUCUAUAUUGGUGGUGGGUUAAGUAGUGGUUGGAAUACAACCAAGUCAGUGGUAAUGUGUGAGGUGAAAGACCUCUUCCAGUCACAGUCACAGUCACUAGCCAUCAGACCAGGUCUCCCCAGUAGUCCUCCAGUGUGGAAAGAGGUUGCUCCACUUCCAGUAGAGCUGUCUUCUCUCGUCACCUUCCAAGGCCAGCUACUGGCAGUAGGAGGAGGGAAUCCACGUAGCACCUCUGACGUGAUGCAAUAUGAUGCAACCACCAACUCUUGGAGUGUCAUUAGCCACAUGAAAAUGAAGCGACGUUAUUGCCUUGCAGCAGUUCUUCCUAACAACACACUGAUGGUGUGUGGUGACAUAGCAAAAACUACAUCUGUUGAAAUAGCUUCUGUUUAG
Molecule: messenger RNA, 819 nt
Organism: Geodia barretti
Lineage: Eukaryota; Metazoa; Porifera; Demospongiae; Tetractinellida; Geodiidae
Source: the annotation of a GenBank genome assembly